This is a messenger RNA of Pichia kudriavzevii, 2442 nucleotides long. RefSeq lists its product as uncharacterized. NCBI's taxonomy places the organism in Eukaryota, Fungi, Ascomycota, Pichiomycetes, Pichiales, Pichiaceae. The transcript has a single exon. The coding region runs from base 1 to 2442 and encodes 813 amino acids. The record is from RefSeq and is a predicted model, not a curated record.
AUGAACCCCAAUCGGAGAAAUAUGAAACCAUAUGGAGAUCGAUCUAGCAGUAGCAACAACCAGUCUCUACAGGGCGGAUUUCUAUCAAACGAUCAGGACAUUAAGAGCUUUUUUCAGGGUCUCCUUGAUGACGAUUUGCUGGUUGAUGAUGAGGAAGAUGAUUUUGAUAUUGGUCAUGAAGAUAAUAGCUUUUUGACGUCUAUAUCCCAGGAUAUAUUAGAAUUCAGUAAGGGCGCCAAAUUUGCGUUGAUGAAAUCCAUUCGAUUUAAUCGGAAGUUACAACGGCUUAUUAUUGGCACCUUUAUUGGAUUAUUACUACUAGUUUAUUUCUGGUAUUAUGACUAUGAUUAUAAAGAAAUAACACUGAAUUUUGACUCAGUCUACACCAAACAUAAUACCGAAACUCAUGCUCUGGAUAAAAUCGCCAUCCCCAAUAUUGAAGAAAUGUAUCCAGAUGAAAAAUCAGUUGACAUUUUUGAUCCAAGAUUAGCACCUGCAGCUUUGUUACUGUACAUUGAAAAUAUCAUAAAGUCGAAAGAUAUGACGUUAAGCGAAGAGUUCAGCAUACCAUUCAGUUGGGGUGACUGGAUAAAUUUGGAAUUAAAGUUAGAUUAUGAUUAUUCGUUUCUUUCUGAUUGGCUGGCUGUUAAUUCUGAAGGAUUUCAGAAAAAUCUGAAUGACCUGGUGUCUUUGGAUUGUCAAACCUUUGCCCUAUUAUACGGAUGUGAAGGUAAUAAAGAUUUUUUUUCCAAUUGUGUUGAUAUAGAACCACAAUCAGACUAUCCCUUUCGCUUCCAAAUAACAGGGCCGACAACAGCAAAAAUCAAGGAACCAGGCAGGCUACUGUAUGCUGCCUCUUAUAUGAAGUUAUCGCAACCAGCUCCUAGUAAAAUUUUCUUGCUCAAUGUUUUUGGUUCUAAUGGUGAAGGCAGUUUGAUAGUGAAUAUCAAGCAAGACGAAAGUAUAUCGAAUGGUGAAAUUCUUAGAGAUAAAAAUAUUUUAAAAUAUUUGCUAGACAUUGAAAUAAAGGAAAAUCCUUCUUUUUUGAGUGAAAGUUGGACUGUUAGUGACAUAAGACAUAAAUUUUCACAAUUCUUGAAAAAAGCCAAGAUCGGCAAGAUGAUCUCAAAUAAAGAGCAUCGCACAAUUGACUAUGAUCAAACAUAUUUGGUAGUAAACGGAAAGGAAGCAAUGGAACUUGAUCAUUGGAAAGUUAAAGAUUUUAUAUGGGAUGAAGGAAAAUUUCUAAAUGAGUUACAGAAUAAAGCUCUCUCCGUUAAGGAAUCAAAUUAUGACACUGAAUUAUCAGAAAGAUUGGAGACUCUUGAAAAAUUUCGGUUGAGGACGGGCUUUCAUCCUAAGUAUCUUAGCGAGGCACAUUUGUACAACACAGGUCUUGGUUCCCAUUUUGAUUGGAGAUUUUUUUCUGGCAGCUAUAUUCUGAAUGAUUCACGUCAAUCUAUUAUCCAUAGGUUAGCCAGAACUUGGUUAAGGUUUUGCUUUGAGAAUGACCUUAAAACUUUUAUUGCUUAUGGUUCGAUGUUGGGAUGGAUUAGAAAUGGGUUGACGCUUCCAUGGGAUGGUGAUAUUGAUGUUAUUGUUACAAUGGAAUCGUUGAAUCUACUGGCUAGAAACUUUAACCAGACUUUAAUAAUAGAUUACAGUGAAAAGGAUCAAUUUCAAAGUGCAAUGACGGGCUAUCUUAUUGAUAUCAAUCCUGCCUACUAUAGUAGAAUUAAAGGCGAUGGAAACAAUGUUAUAGAUGGAAGGCUAAUCGAUAUUAGUACAGGUAUUUAUUUAGACAUCACUGCUCUUGCAUGGACAGACAAUUAUUUGAAGGAUGCGAAAAGCAAACAAGUACUUAAGAAGGUCGUUGAUCCUAAUUAUGAUAUUAAUCAACAUUUUGCUCUUGAAGGGGAGGUUUAUGGUAAGCAGUUGAUGGAAGAAAUCCAACAAUUGCAGAAUGAUAAACAAUUAGUACAUUGCAAAAAUGACAAUGUUUACAAGAUUGCAGAGUUAUCAACUAUGGUUCCUUCUUAUUUUGAGGGUGCAAGGGCGUACUUCCCACACUCCUAUGAAACUAUAAUACGGAGAUUAUACCCAAAGGCAUUAGAUAGAGAUACCGAACCAGAUCAUAUUUUCGAUAGGAAGUUCAACUUAUGGGUCAAUAUCUACGAUUGUCCAGAAUAUGCCAACGAAGAGGGAGUAUUUGCGGUAAAUGCACCAUUCGGCACAUGCAACAGUACAGUAGUUCAACGGGAGUAUAGAUUGACCCGAAAUUAUACCUCACAGCAUCAGCAAAUGAUUAGUGGCAAAGAGUGGGAGAGUUAUUCCCUAGGGGAAGAGACGGAAAGCAAACCCUUUCGAAUAGAUGAAUUUUUCAUUGAAUAUUCCAUGGCAUUAGGGCUUACACCAGAUGAACUUGAGGAGCUUUACAUAUAA